CAUGAGGGUCACGCCCAGGCGUUCCAGUCAUCCCAUAAAUAUCGCUUAUUACGGCCGAUUUUCGAUCUAGCGCUUUAUGCUGUCCGCGUGCCGCUGUAAGAGAGAAUCUAUGUUAAGAACAGACGUGUCAAAAAUAUGGAGUUGCCCCACAGCAGUCUACUCUAACCUGAUCUUAGCACCAAGACUGAAUUUGACUAUGAAGUGCCCAACGUCCCGAAAAUUCCGAGACUUCCAGUUCCUUUGACAGCUAGUCCCGCUAUUCGCAGCUCUCUGUAAAAGUAGCAGUUUUUAUUGCCCUACGAUUUAGUUCUUGUUAUA
Acanthoscelides obtectus is the source of this 318-nucleotide messenger RNA. NCBI's taxonomy places the organism in Eukaryota, Metazoa, Arthropoda, Insecta, Coleoptera, Chrysomelidae. The record is from the annotation of a GenBank genome assembly.